This is a messenger RNA of Salvelinus namaycush (lake trout), 2343 nucleotides long. Its product is annotated as lanosterol 14-alpha demethylase-like. The record is from RefSeq and is a predicted model, not a curated record. The transcript is spliced from 10 exons. Lineage: Eukaryota; Metazoa; Chordata; Actinopteri; Salmoniformes; Salmonidae. Gene Ontology annotation, molecular function: monooxygenase activity; iron ion binding; oxidoreductase activity, acting on paired donors, with incorporation or reduction of molecular oxygen. Bases 262 to 1770 code for a protein of 502 amino acids.
UAACAGUAUUGGCGGUCACUUAUCAUUUAGCGUAAUAGGGGAAUAAACUAUGCUAUUGGAAUCAAGAAGGAUUUGACUGUGCUUUGGGGAACACUAUUUUCCGUUUAUACAAAUAGCCUCGUGCCUUGUAGAAAACCUAUUUAGAUGGUGUAGAAGUGACAACCGGAUUACGGAUUGUUUUUAUUUGUUGCAAAUGCAAGGAAUCUGUCGCAGUGGCCUACAAUAUUUUACAACGAAUUGAAACAAACAGAAGACGUGACAAUGGCUAUGCAUUUAUAUCAAGUUAGUAGUAUGCUACUAGAAAAUACCGUCGGGAAAAUGAGCGACAACGUGACAUCGGUGGUCCUUGCAGUGUUUGUGAUCACCCUAACUUUGGGAUAUAUUUCUAAACUGGUGCUCAAACAGUCACAAUCUUCUUCCGACGAAGACAAGAAAUACCCACCAUACAUACCUUCUAGCAUUCCAUUUCUAGGUCAUGCCAUAGCAUUUGGGAAAAGUCCCAUUGAAUUUCUGGAGAAUGCAUAUGAAAAGUAUGGGCCCGUUGUCAGCUUUACCAUGGUGGGCAAAACCUUUACCUACCUUCUGGGUAGUGAGGCUGCCACACUGAUGUUCAACAGCAAGAACGAAGAUCUCAAUGCAGAGGAUGUCUAUUCUCGAUUGACCACGCCAGUUUUUGGCAAAGGGGUUGCAUACGAUGUACCUAACCAUAUUUUCCUGGAACAGAAGAAGAUGUUUAAGACAGGACUGAACAUUGCCCAUUUCAAACAGCACGUUGAAAUCAUCGAGGAGGAAACUAAAGAGUACUUUUCAAGAUGGGGAGACAGCGGGGAAGAAAACCUGUUUGAGGCCCUGUCGGAGCUGAUCAUCCUGACGGCCAGUGCCUGUCUGCAUGGGAAGGAGAUCCGCAGCAUGUUGGACGAGAAGGUGGCCCAGCUCUACGCAGACCUGGACGGGGGCUUCAGCCACGCUGCCUGGCUGCUGCCCGGCUGGCUGCCGCUGCCUAGUUUCAGACGAAGGGACAGAGCACACAGGGAGAUCAAGAACAUCUUCUACAAAGUCACCCAGAAACGCAGAAGCUCUGGAGAGAAAGUGGACGACAUGCUGCAGACCCUCAUAGAUGCCACUUACAAGGAUGGGCGGCCCCUGAAUGAUGAUGAGAUAGCAGGCAUGCUGAUUGGUCUACUCCUGGCUGGACAGCACACAUCCUCCACCACUAGUUCCUGGUUGGGCUUCUUUCUGGGCAAAGAUAAGGCUCUACAGGACCGCUGCUACGCUGAACAGAAAACAGCAUGUGGAGAAGACCUGCCCCCACUCAACUUUGACCAGCUGAAGGACCUGACUUUGUUGGACCGCUGUUUGAAAGAGACCCUCCGACUACGUCCACCCAUCAUGACCAUGAUGAGAAUGGCACGCUCUCCUCAGACUGCAGCAGGCUACACCAUCCCAGCCGGCCACCAGGUGUGCGUGUCCCCGACGGUCAAUCACCGUCUGCAGGACACCUGGACAGAGAGGAUGGAGUUCAGGCCUGACCGCUACCUCAAUGAUAACCCUGCCGCAGUUGAGAAAUUUGCCUAUGUGCCUUUUGGAGCCGGCCGUCACCGCUGCAUUGGGGAGAACUUUGCCUACGUUCAGAUCAAGACCAUCUGGUCUACCAUGCUGCGCCUUUUUGAAUUUGACCUGGUCGAUGGCUACUUCCCCACAAUCAACUACACAACCAUGAUCCACACCCCACACAACCCCGUCAUCAGAUACAAGAGGAGGCAACACUAAGAGACACUGAGCUCAAAACACAGCAGAGAAAAGAGGUUACACCCAGGAGAAGGGCAAGGCUUUGUCCAAAAUGGCUUUCUAUUCUAUAGUGUACUCAUUCUGUCCAGAGCAUCAUAGGGCUGCGGCCAAAAGUAGUGCACUAUAUAGGAAAUAGGGAGCCAUUUCAGAUUUCCCCCAACAAACAACCGUACUUACCAUAAAUGGUUUGAUUUAGAGGAAAUUAUUGUACUUGAAUUUAGGAACUGUGCAAGUUAAUGCACAGAGUUCUGGCUGGAAAUUAACUUUACUUUGUGUUGCCCCCACCUUAUGUUUGCCUUGUUUUUUAGUUGUUAGAAUGGACACUGAAUCAGUUUGUUUCUUCACUAACAGCUUCUCUUUAGUAGUCUAAUCCUAAAUUAGAUCCGUUUGUGCAGGCUUCAUCUUUUGGCCAUUCCAUUUCAACUGUCAUGGUAAUACAUAUAACGUGAGCUACAAAAGUAUUGGGACAGUGGCACAUUUUUUGUUGUUUUGGCUCUGUACUCCAGAACUUUGGAUUUGAAAUGAUACAAUAACUAUGAUAUUUAUGCCUCUGUA